AUGGUUGUUUGCAUGAUUCUUUCACGACUAUCUUCUACUAAUUUAAUUAAUAAAUCUUCCCUUCAACAGUCAUUAGUUAAAUCAUUACUUGUUGCUUCACGUCGUAGACUUUUUGCUUCAUGUAUUGAUGCACUUGCAAUUGCUUUUACCAAAUGUUCAGUAUUAGAAGAUAUUCCAGAAUUAUUUAAUUCUCUUAAUGCAACUGUUUUAAGAAUAGUUAAAGAAUCAAUUCCAUUAUUCUUUAAAUGA
Molecule: messenger RNA, 249 nt
Organism: Entamoeba dispar SAW760
Lineage: Eukaryota; Evosea; Mastigamoebida; Endamoebidae
Exons: 2
Coding region: 1-249 (82 amino acids)
Source: RefSeq, a predicted model, not a curated record